Molecule: messenger RNA, 7108 nt
Organism: Engraulis encrasicolus (European anchovy)
Lineage: Eukaryota; Metazoa; Chordata; Actinopteri; Clupeiformes; Engraulidae
Gene: ckap5
Product: cytoskeleton associated protein 5
Exons: 45
Coding region: 149-6325 (2058 amino acids)
Biological process (GO): microtubule polymerization; establishment or maintenance of microtubule cytoskeleton polarity; mitotic spindle organization
Cellular component (GO): centrosome; microtubule plus-end; kinetochore
Molecular function (GO): microtubule plus end polymerase activity; microtubule plus-end binding
Source: RefSeq, a predicted model, not a curated record
GUCCCUCCUUCUGACUCUCCGCCCUUGGAGGCGUUUCAAAGCCCGAACAGUAAUGAUUGAGUAUCAGCUUCAUCUGCAAUACAUUCACCCUGCCUUCCCUGUCUAACAACAGUUAAACAGAUAAGGCACACCCAUACAGGAGGCAACGAUGGGGGACGACAGUGAAUGGAUGAAGUUGCCCAUUGACCAGAAAUGUGAACAUAAGGUAUGGAAGGCCAGAUUAAAUGGAUACGAGGAAGCGGUGAAGCUCUUCCAGCGAAUAGAAGACGAGAAGAGCCCAGAAUGGGGGAAAUACUUGGGGCUCAUCAAGAAGUUUGUAACAGACUCCAACGCAGUUGCUCAGCUCAAAGGCCUGGAGGCUGCCCUCGCAUAUAUCGAGGGCGCCCAUGUGGCUGGCAAAACAACUGGAGAGGUAGUAUCCGGAGUGGUCAACAAAGUUUUUAACCAGCCGAAAGCGCGGGCCAAAGAGCUGGGCAGCGACAUAUGCCUGAAGUACGUAGAGAUCGAAAAGGCAGAGGUGGUGCAGGAGGAGCUCAUCAAAGGACUUGACAACAAAAACCCGAAGAUUGUAGUAACGUGUGUUGAGACACUAAGAAAAGCACUCAGUGAAUUUGGUUCCAAGAUCAUCACGCUAAAGCCGGUGGUCAAACUGUUGCCAAAGCUGUUUGAGUCUCGAGAGAAGGCGGUUCGAGAUGAGGCCAAAUUGCUCGCUAUAGAGAUCUACAAGUGGAUCAGAGACGCUCUGCGGCCCCCUCUCCAGGGCAUCAACUCUGUGCAGCUGAAAGAGCUGGAGGAGGAGUGGGUGAAGCUGCCCACAUCGGCCCCCAAGCAGAGUCGCUUCCUGCGCUCCCAGCAGGACCUCAAGGCCAAGUUCGAACAGCAGCAGGCCACGGGAGGAGACCAGGUGGAUGGAGAUGACGAUGAUGAAUGUGUACCAGUGGCCGAUCCCUACGAGCUGCUGGAGGCUGUGGAGGUCCUGUCCAAGUUGCCUAAAGACUUCUACGACAAAAUUGAAGCAAAAAAAUGGCAGGAAAGGAAGGAGGCUUUGGAAGCUGUAGAAACAUUGGCAAAAAAUCCAAAGUUGGAAAACGGAGACUAUGGCGAUCUCGUUCGCGCCCUGAAAAAGGUUGUUGGCAAAGACACCAAUGUCAUGCUCGUCACCCUGGCUGCCAAAUGCCUAACCGGAUUAGCCGCGGGCCUCCGAAAGAAGUUUGGGACCUAUGCUGGCCAUGUGGUGCCAACCAUUUUGGAGAAGUUCAAAGAGAAGAAACCCACAGUCGUGCAGGCUUUACAGGAGGCCAUUGAUGCAAUCUUUCUGACUACAACAAUUCAAAACUUGAGUGAGGACGUCUUGUCCGUGAUGGACAACAAGAACCCCUCCAUAAAGCAGCAGGCCUCCCUCUUCCUGGCCAGGAGUUUCCGGCACUGCACUCCCGCCACGUUGCCAAAAAGUGCUCUCAAACCUUUCUGUGCCGCCUUCCUGAAGCAAGUGAAUGACUCGGCACCAGAGGUGCGUGAUGCAGCGUUUGAGGCACUGGGCACUGCCAUGAAGGUGGUGGGGGAGAAGGCAGUGAACCCCUUCCUGACUGACCUGGACAAGCUGAAGCUCGACAAGAUAAAAGAAUGUUCUGAGAAGGUGGAGUUGGCCGGAGGAAGGAAAGGCGCAGGGGGAGGAGGCGGUGGGGGAGGGGCGGCUGAGAAGAAGGAGAAGCCUGUGGCCAGGGCCGCACCUGCAGCCGAGCCCCCGCCCAAGGCCUCUGGGCCUCCCAAGAAAGCCCUCGCCGGCGGUGCUAAGAAGGCAAAGCCUGCUGCUGCACCCAGUGGGAAAUCAAAGAAGGCUCCGGAAGGCAAGGAAGUUGUGGAGACAGAACUCUCGCUGGAGGUGUGUGAGGAGAAGGCUGCGGCCGUGCUGCCUGCCACCUGUAUGCAGCAGAUGGACAGUGCCAACUGGAAGGAGAGGCUGGCCAGCAUGGAGGAGUUUCAGCGGGCCGUGGAGCAGAUGGACCGGUCCGAGAUGCCGUGCCAGGCGCUGGUCAAGAUGCUGGCCAAGAAGCCAGGGUUCAAGGAGACUAACUUCCAGGUGAUGCAGAUGAAGCUGCACAUCGUGGGCCUGGUUGCCCAGAAGGGCGUCUUCUCCAAGACCUCGGCCCUGGUGGUGCUGGACGGCCUGGUGGACAAGAUCGGGGACGUCAAAUGCGGCGUCAAGGCCAAAGAGGCGCUCACCGCCAUCGGAGAGUCCUGCCACCUCCCCUGGACCGCUGAGCAGGUGGUAUCGAUGGCCUUUUCACAAAAGAACCCCAAGAACCAAGCCGAAACUCUGAACUGGUUGGCAAAUGCCAUUAAGGAGUUUGGCUUCACUGGGAUCAAUGUGAAGGCAUUCAUCACUAAUGUCAAGACGGCUCUGGGUGCAACCAAUCCGGCGGUGCGUACAUCUGCCAUCACGCUGCUGGGCACCAUGUAUCUGUACGUGGGAGCGCCGCUGCGCAUGUUCUUUGAGGACGAGAAAACGGCUCUGCUCUCCCAGAUCGACGCAGAGUUUGAAAAGAUGCAGGGUCAGUCUGCUCCGGCGCCCUUCAGAGGGGCGACCAAGAAGGGCUCUGAGGAGAACGGAGAGGAGGCGGAGGAGCAGGACGAGGAGGGAGGAGCAGGGGACGUCAUGGACCUGCUGCCCAGAACUGACAUCGGUGACAAGAUCACGUCUGACAUGGUGUCCAAGAUCAGUGACAAGAACUGGAAGAUCCGCAAGGAGGGUCUGGACGAGGUGGCGGCGGUGAUCUCGGAGGCCAAGUUCAUCCAGGCCAACAUCGGGGAUCUGCCCAUGGCCCUCAAGGGACGCCUCAACGACUCCAACAAACUACUGGUUCAGCAGACCCUGAACAUUCUGCAGCAGUUGGCCACCGCCAUGGGCCCUGGCCUGAAGACGCACGUCAGAAAUCUGGGAUUCCCCAUCAUUACUGUGCUUGGAGACAGCAAGCCGAAUGUGCGCGCCUCUGCCCUGACGACGCUGAAUGCUUGGGUGGAGCAGACGGGCAUGAAGGAGUGGCUGGAGGGAGAGGACCUGGCGGAUGAGCUGAGGAAGGAGAACCCGUUCCUCAGACAGGAGGUGCUGGGCUGGCUGGCGGAGAAGCUGCCUAACCUGCGGACGGUGUCACCAGACCUGAUGCUGUGCGUGCCGCUCCUCUACGCCUGCUUGGAGGACCGCAGCGGCGACGUGCGCAAGAAGGCCCAGGACGCCCUGCCCAUGUUCAUGAUGCACCUCACCUACGAGAAGAUGAGCAAGGCCACCAGCAAGCUCAAGCCGUCCUCUAAGGACCAGGUGAUGGCCAUGCUGGAGAAGGCCCGAGCGGUCAUGCCUGCCAAACCGGCCGGUCCCGCCAAAGCCGCCAGUGCUGCCCCGGCCAAGGCCGCCGCCCCCUCCUCCGCAAGCUCCUCCUCCUCCGGGAAAGCUGCCUCAGCAUCCAGUGCCCAGAGCAGAGACGACGACUACGCCCCCAGUGAACCCAAACCCGACACCAAGAGGGCCAAGUCAGCCGGCCCUGCUGCUAAAAAGAGAGCCAGUGCGGAUCACCCUGGCACGGACAAAGCUAGUAAAAGACUUUCAGACCGUGGAGCUGACAACAAAAAGGGUGUGGUGGGUAAGAAGGCUCCCGUGAAGGCCAACGCUAAGGAGGAGGAGGACAAGUCUGGCCCCAUAUUCACCCUGGUGCCCAACGCUAAAGAGCAGCGCAUGAAGGAGGAGAAGGCCCUCAAGAUCCUGAAGUGGAACUUCAUCACCCCUCGUGAUGAGUAUGUGGAGCAGCUGAAGACCCAGAUGUCCACGUGUCUGGCUCGCUGGUUGCAGGACGAGCUCUACCACUUCGACUUCCAGCACCACGUCAAGGCCAUCAACGCCAUGAUCGAGCACAUGGAGGACGAGAGGGAUGCGGUGGUGGGCUGCCUGGACCUGAUCCUCAAGUGGUUCACGCUGCGCUUCUUUGACACCAACACCAGCGUGCUGAUGAAGGUCCUGGAGUUCCUCAAGCUGCUCUUCACCAUGCUCAAGCGCAUGGACUACCACCUCAGCGACUACGAGGCCUCUUCCUUCACCCCCUACCUCAUACUCAAGGUGGGAGAGUCUAAAGAUGUGGUGCGUAAGGACGUGCGAGCCAUCCUGUCCAUGCUCAACAAGGUCUACCCCGCUAGCAAGCUCUUCCCCUUCAUCAUGGACGGAACCAAGUCCAAGAACUCCAAGCAGAGAAUGGAAUGUCUGGAGGAGCUAGGGUGUCUGAUCGAGUGCUUUGGAGUGAAUGUCUGCCAGCCGACCCCGGCUAAGGCCCUGAAGGACAUCGCUGUCCACAUCGGUGACCGCGACACAACAGUGCGGAACGCUGCUCUCAACACCGUGGUGGUGGUCUACAACGUCUGUGGGGACCAGGUCUUCAAACUUAUCGGCAAUCUGUCUGAGAAGGACAUGAGCAUGCUGGAGGAGAGGAUCAAACGCUCGGCCAAGAAGGCCCCGCCGCCGGCCCCAGCCAAGCAGCAGCAGCAGCCCGAGCGGGCGCAGCGCGAACACCCCGCCAACCCCACCGGCACCUUCCUACGCAAGCCUGCCCAGCAGCAGGAGGACAUGCCCAACAAGCUCAACCAAGCACGCUCGCACAAUGAGCACUCGGCGCCCUCUAUCCCACGGGAGUUCCAGCUGGAUCUGGACAUGAUCGAGAACGACCACACCAACGUGAGCGAGCUGCCCGACCUGGUGCAGCACAAGCUGGAUGAGCUGCUGGAGCCUGUCAUGAUCCCUGAACCCAAGAUCCGUUCAGUGUCUCCUCACUUUGAUGACCUGCGUAACAGCACAGCCUCCACCAUCAACUUUGUCAUCUCCCAGGUGGCCAGUGGAGAUAUCAACACCAGUAUUCAAGCCCUGGCACAGAUCGAUGAGGUGUUGCGGCAGGAGGACAAGGCGGAGGCCAUGUCUGGCCACAUUGACCAGUUCCUGAUCGCCACGCUCAUGCAGCUGCGGCUCAUCUACAACACGCACAUGGCCGACGAGAGGCUGGACAAGAAGGACAUCUUCAAGCUCUACAGCUGCAUCAUCGGCAACAUGCUCUCGCUGUUCUCUGUUGAGAGUCUGGCACGCGAGGCGUCCAUGGGUGUGCUGAAGGACCUGAUGCACGGCCUCAUCACGCUCAUGCUGGACUCCCGCGUGGAGGACAUCGAGGACGGACAGCAGCUCAUCCGCUCAGUCAACCUCCUGGUGGUGCGCGUGCUGGAGAAGUCCGACCAGACCAACAUCCUCAGUGCUCUGCUCGUGCUGCUGCAAGACAGUCUCCUGACCUCAGCAGGGUCUCCAAUGUUCUCAGAGUUGGUCAUGAAGUGCCUGUGGAGGAUGAUCCGGUUCCUGCCGGAGACCAUCAACAGCAUCAACCUGGACCGCAUCCUGCUGGACGUGCACAACUUCAUGAAGGUCUUCCCCAAGGAGAAGCUCAAGCAGCUGAAGAGCGACGUCCCGCACCGGACACUCAAGACCCUGCUGCACACCCUCUGCAAACUCAAGGGGGGCAAGAUUCUGGAUCACCUGUCCAUGAUCGAGAACCGUAACGAGUCAGAGCUGGAGGCACAUCUGAGGAGAGUAGUCAAGCACUCGGGCAACCUGUCAGGACACAAGUCAGACAAGGGCUCAGAGAAGGGAGCAAUCCGGACUGAUGAGAAAAUGUCCAAAUCCAAAGUGAGCGAAAUCCUCUCUGAGAUUUUCAAGAAGAUUGGGUCCAAGGAGAACACUAAAGAGGGUCUGACGGAGCUGUAUGAGUAUAAGCUGAAGUACUCGGAUGCGGAUGUAGAGCCGUUCUUGAGCAACACGUCGCAGUUCUUCCAGAGCUACGUGGAGAGAGGCUUGCGCAUGAUCGAGUCAGAGCGAGAGGGCAAGGGGCGAAUCCAGUCCUCCACCACUGUGAUCCCGCAGCAUACGGUCGAGGCAGGCACGUACAUGCCCAGCUCCAGCAGUGUGCCCAUCAACAGUAACGGAGAGGACCUGAAGCCGGCCGUCUACUACGAGAGGCUGAAGAUCCUCAGGCAGAGACACGGCCUGGAGAACAACUCCAAGCUGCAGCAGCAGCAGCAGCAGCAGCAGCAGGGUGGUGACGACCGUACGCCGCUGACCUCCCUGCUGUCCAAGCCCACGGUGGCAUCGUCCACCGACAUGCUCCACAGCAAGCUGUCGCAGCUGAAGGAGUCUCGCGAGUCCCACUUCCAGCAGGAGCACUCGCACAGCCCCACGCGCUCCUCCUCGCCCGCCAACCUGGACGACCUCAAGAAGCGGCUGGAGCGCAUCAAGAGCAACCGCCAGUGAGAUUACAGUACAGCAGAUCAGUGGAGACUGAGGCCACUCACUAAAAAACGCACUAGCCCCACAACCAUCGCCGCAGGUCCUAGACCAGUUUGCUAAAGCUCCCCCUACCUCUGGCCACUACCACCACCUCCAUCCCCAGCUUAACCCUGACCUGACUCCAGAACAGUCUGACCUCUUACCCACCAUUUCACCCUCUAGCUCUUAACCCCGUAGGGUCAGGGGAGUGGUUAACUGGCACUAGCACUCCCUGCUCCCCAGACCAGAAGAGACCAGUUCACUAAAGCCCUUACCCCCUUACCCUGCCUCUGACCUUCUACCCCAUUCCUCUAUGGUCUACCCCCUCCAUCAGGCUUCCCCUGGCUUUUAGGCCCGUGCUUGUACUCCCACACAUAGGACUUGACAUGCAUAUUUGACUCCCUGGGACUUUCACGGUCAGGACUUCUCAUGCACACCUAUGUACAAAAAAUUAUAAUAAUUAACUGAGCAUAAAAAGAAAAUCAAGCUUCUCCCCCACAUCUCAUUGUAUAAUAGUAAUAUUUAAUUGAAACUACUUAUUUUUGUUUGUUUUCUUUUUUUUCUUUUUGUUUUUAUUAGUAUUGUGCAGUUUGUUUGUUUGUAUGUGUAUAUACUCAUGAGUGCUAACCACUCGCUUCUAAGUGUCAUUUUAGGAGUUUCUCGGCGUGCGGUUACCUUGUGCAGAAUGCUUUUAUUAUGCCUCACAUGAAGCUGUCAGUUGUUUUCUAGAUGUUCGCUCACACUCUCACUAUCUGUCUCUCUUUCUCU